AUGUUUAUGGUGAUUAAUAGUACCAUGAUCGAAGUGUGUACUACGACAACAACUACUAAUUACUACUACUAUUACUAUUACUGCUACUGCUACUACUACUACUACUACCACUACUACAUAACAACAACAACAACUACUACCACUACUACAACUACUACUACUACUACUAUUUCUAUUACUACUUCUACUACUGCUACAACUUCUACUACUACUACUACAACAAUAAAAGCAGUAGCAAGAGCAGCAAAAUUUUCGGGUGCCAGCCUGAGCCAACCUAUAGCCGACAUUAUAGCCCCUCCCUUCUACACCUCUCUUCUUUGA
Loa loa (African eye worm) is the source of this 321-nucleotide messenger RNA. RefSeq lists its product as hypothetical. NCBI's taxonomy places the organism in Eukaryota, Metazoa, Nematoda, Chromadorea, Rhabditida, Onchocercidae. The transcript has a single exon. Bases 1 to 321 code for a protein of 106 amino acids. The record is from RefSeq and is a predicted model, not a curated record.